Messenger RNA from Mucor velutinosus, 1659 nucleotides. RefSeq lists its product as uncharacterized. Gene Ontology annotation, molecular function: protein binding. The coding region runs from base 1 to 1659 and encodes 552 amino acids. The record is from RefSeq and is a predicted model, not a curated record. Lineage: Eukaryota; Fungi; Mucoromycota; Mucoromycetes; Mucorales; Mucoraceae. The transcript has 6 exons.
AUGUCAAACAGGCAGAAAGCGUCUAAUCCAACAGCUCCUAUCGCAUGGAUGAGUCAGGCAUAUGAAACAACUUCAUCAGCACCUUCCUCUCCUAACAGCUAUCAUGAACAAUCUCAGCCAGUCAAGCCAGUUGCUUCGCCUUCCUAUACGAGUAUGAAUCCAAGUACUACCAUGAAUUCAAUUGAAAGCUUUGAUCGUCCUGAAUCUCCUACUCUCCCGCCAGAGCAAGGCAUCCCGUCAAAUGGUAUCGAGCCAGCAGCAACAGCAGCACUGAAUUCCAUGCCCAACUCGCCUACACGAUAUGACUACAUUGACACAUCGAUGCCGCCACCACCUCCUCCCAACAUGCCUUAUCCACCUUCCUCGUCAGUGAGUCGAUUACGUCAAGAUAUGCCGCUUUCAACGGUACCAAGUAGACAGCGUUAUGAUUUAAACAGCAAUCAAAUUAUCCAUACAACAUCCAAUAAUACCAAUUCAACUAAUUCAACACCUAUCAGUACCAGUACGAACAAGAACACUAAUAACUAUAAUAUUAAUAAUCAGCAAAAUCAUCAUCACAACCACCAUCACCAUCACCAUCACCAUAAACCGGCCAAACGGCCUAUCCAUAUGUCAGAUCAAAUGGCAGCAGCGAUUGAAUUGAGCGUUGGUCCGAAUGUACCACCUGCCCCAGCUGCUGGCAUGUAUUGGUCACGUGCGUUAACCUACGGUAGAUGUCCUUCGCGACCUCUGCGAGCACAUUCGUCCAAUCUCAUAGGUGAAUACUUGUAUGUGUUUGGCGGAUGUGACAUGAAGACUUGCUUCAACACACUGUAUGUGCUUGAUAUGGAUACUUUGACUUGGUCAAAACCUCAUACAUUUGGAGAAACACCGCCACCAUGUAGAGCACAUUCAUGCACAACAGUAGAGCGCGAUAUUGGGGGAGGCAAAAAGUCGUACAGUUUGUAUGUAUUUGGCGGAGGCGAUGGACCCAACUAUUUCAACGAUCUCUAUGUAUUGAAUGUGGACACAUUGACAUGGUCAAAGCCAAAGACAGAGGGCGAAGCACCAUCUCCAAGACGAGCUCAUACAACAUGCAUAUGGAAUCAGAAAAUCAUCAUUGUAGGCGGUGGCGAUGGUGCGCGUGCGCUGGCGGACGUGCAUAUGCUGGAUGUCUCUGAUCCACAUUUACCCAAAUGGUCGCUACUUAAUCCAGAAGGGAAUCCACCUAUCGCACGAGGAUAUCACACAAGCAACCUGGUCAAGGACAAACUGAUAGUCUAUGGCGGCAGUGAUGGCCACGAGUGCUUUAGCGAUGUUUAUGUGUUGGAUCUCGUGUUUAACCGUUGGAGUCAAAUUGAUCUGGAUCGUGCAGUACCUAGAUUAGCCCAUUCCGCAACGCAAGUUGGAUCUUAUGUCUUUGUCAUUGGCGGCCAUGAUGGCAGUAGGUACUCCAGUGAUGUGCUACUAUUGAAUCUAGUGACCAUGAGCUGGGAGACGAGAAAGAUCUAUGGAGGAGCACCCAGCCCUAGAGGAUACCAUACCUGUGUGCUGCAUGACUCUAGGCUGUAUAUUUUGGGUGGCUAUGACGGCAGAAAUGUAUUUGAUGAUGUGUACAUGUUGGAACUGAGUGCUUGUGCCUACUUGCCACAGAUCACCAACUUUGAAAUUGAUGUGUAG